Giardia duodenalis is the source of this 525-nucleotide messenger RNA. RefSeq lists its product as uncharacterized. The transcript has a single exon. The record is from RefSeq and is a predicted model, not a curated record. NCBI's taxonomy places the organism in Eukaryota, Fornicata, Diplomonadida, Hexamitidae. The coding region runs from base 1 to 525 and encodes 174 amino acids.
AUGGCAGAGACGUAUAAUCUUCAGCCAGGACCUCCUCGUGUUCUUAUUGGGAACUGGGUGGAAGAAAAGGCGUUCUGGGACGCCAAGAAAGCUUACCAGCAACGCCUAGCCAACGGCGAGGAAAUCCUUGAGCCCGCGUGCCAGACUCUCGAGCUGCAAGCAGGGUCCCUCUUUCUGGACCAGGAGUUUUGCACGACUAAUAAUGACUACGGAGACUUUACGCAGAGCAAUAAGCCUGUGUACGGUAAGCCGCAGGUAGCGCCCACAAGUGUUGCUGCGGCACAGUUGGCGGCGGCCAAGAAAGAGGAGACCUGCGCACUGCUCGACCAGACAAAGGCACACGAUAUAUUUGGUACCAGCGGAAAGCCUCUGGCUUCUAAUGACGACAUGCUUUCAGUGACACGCUCAACCUACUACAAAGAUGAGCUGGAUCCCAGGCCCAGGCUGCCCCUCUUUGAGGAGCACAUCAAACUCUACAACACCAGCCGGCGCAAGUGCGAUGGGUCUGGGCCCGUCUGUCAGUAA